Messenger RNA from Boleophthalmus pectinirostris (great blue-spotted mudskipper), 3244 nucleotides. RefSeq lists its product as uncharacterized. Gene Ontology annotation, molecular function: protein tyrosine/threonine phosphatase activity; MAP kinase tyrosine/serine/threonine phosphatase activity. Lineage: Eukaryota; Metazoa; Chordata; Actinopteri; Gobiiformes; Gobiidae. Gene Ontology annotation, cellular component: cytoplasm. The record is from RefSeq and is a predicted model, not a curated record. Gene Ontology annotation, biological process: negative regulation of MAPK cascade; protein dephosphorylation. Bases 524 to 1738 code for a protein of 404 amino acids. The transcript is spliced from 4 exons.
GUUGUGCUCACGGUGGAGAUACUCGGCUGGCGAAGCUGGUUGGGAGCCUGCCAGCAUCGAGCACCGCAUAAAUUAUCACAUUUUAAGUGAUUGUCGCUGGCACUGGGUCUUGAUGUCUAGCAGCUGACUUACUUUCGGCGUGAAUGAGCAACAAAUCCAGCUCUCCUUGGACAAUGUUGCCAAUAUGCAGUGGGUAGCUCGCUAAUACUACUAUGGCUAUCCUUUAGCAUUUUACCAAAAGGAGACGAUGUAAUUGCGGCCAUUGUACGUAAACGCCACAGGUUUAUUUCAGAAGUACUUUGCUACCAGUCUGCAUCACUAUGACAGUAUGACUUACAAACCCUGAGCUGACAAAAGAACUAGCUUUGUUAGCCUGUAGCGGCUAACAUAACUGCAGACGCAAGGGUCCAUGCACGGAGCCUGCGAGAUGUGCAUCCCAUGGAGGUGAAGUGUUUCCCGGAUUGGCAAAGAUGGGGGGUCGCCUAAGACAACCUUUUCUGCCCCUGUCAGCAGGAGGCGAACCAUGGGGACUGCGGAAGAGUGGAACAAGCACAGUGCUCAAAAACUCCUGGAUAAAAAGGUCCAAAAGCAGAAUGGGCGGCUUGGUAUAGUGAAAAGCCUAUUUAAAACCCAAAACACACUUCAAAUACAGUCCCUCAUCACCCGCUCUGAAUGUGCAGGCUCCUGUCCUAAUUUGAUGAUGAACAGGCAAGACCAAAUCGAUGUGCGCCCUGUGCCGGUGGCCCUCACCCCACAGCUGCCCCCCAGGCUGCACCGGCCCCUCUGUGUGUCCGUUUCCUCUGACAGCAGUGGGAGAUUUAAGGCACUGGAGACCCAAGAAUGGAAGAACAACCUCAAAGCCCAGAUGGAACAGGCCCACAGUGCAGGGGCAGCCAGCAGCACUGGCUCUCUGGAGCGUGCCUCUCUGUUCUGUGCCUCAGCCUCCACCACCUCUGGCUCGGGCCUGUCUAGUCCAGUCGAGUUCCUCAACAAAAACAAGUCCUCCAGCCGCUUCUCCCUCUUCUCUCCGCCCUGGAACAGCAGCUCUGAGUCUGAAUCCAACCCUCCAUCUCGCUCCGGUUCCAAAAAACUGCGUAACUACAGUCGUAGAGCCGCUACAGGUCCCGCUGGAGCCAGGGGACCUGAUGUCCUUGAUCCUAAACCCAGUGAACACUUCCAGUACUCCGAACCAGUCAUCUCCAAAGUAACGGACUAUAUCUUUGUCGGGAAUCUAAACGCUGCUUAUAAUGGCCGUACUUUGUGCCGCAACAACAUUGACAGUAUAAUAGACAUGAGUAAUGUGCCAGGUGAAUCUGGCCCAAAUCUCAAUCUAAUCCCUUGCACAUGCUCUCGGGGGGCGCGCCACAGCUGGUCCCGGCUUAAGGUGGACAUCAGUGAUGUACCAGACGCUCUGGGGGAUGGUCCCGCCUUAAAACAGCGCUGCUUUGAGGACAUCAAUGAAUGCAUCAACGCCUCCACAGAAAAGAAGAAGAGAGUCCUUGUUCACUGUCGGGAUGGGUUUUCUCUUGCCCCCACCUGCAUCAUUCAGUAUCUAAUGGUAAAGCAAAACAUGAGGCUUAUUGCUGCCUAUGAACUGCUAAGAGCCAAGUAUCCAGUGAACAUCAGGGAGUGCCAUCAGAAUGUGUUGGUCAGCUUGGAAAAAGCAUUGCGACCAGGAGGCAAUGUGGAUCCCGAAUGCUUCAAACAGGCCAUCUCCCGCAAAGUGGCAUGGACAUGACUGUAAAAUAACAUGAACACUAACACACUGUCCAGCUGCAUAUAUUUGUCCCACAUCAGUUAAGUGGUCGUAAAACUUGACGUUUUUUCCUUGUACCUGUAAAUGUGAAUGGGAAAACAAGCAUACAGCCCUGUGGUGUACAGAUGUGAAAGUGCUGGCUGUAGAAUUCAUAUAGUCCUGCUUCAGAUCUGUGCCAUGCUGAUAAUAAUGAUAUACAUUAGUGCAGUUUGUAAGCGAUAAUUGAUGUCAUUCAGAUAUGACUGGAGAAUCUAUUUACUUAAUUAGUUUUGUUUAAUAGUCCCUAAGAAUAGAAGAUUUGGUGUUGAUGCAGCCAAGAUUUUUCAGCAAUGAAAUGAAUGUGGAAAGCUCAAACUAUGAAAGCCACAACUACAAAAUUGUUUUCUCAGAUUUAUCACUAUGUUUUAGUCUGGCAAUGUUGUGGAUACAUGGAUCUACUUUCAUUUUAAACCUACUUUAUGAUGCAUCAAACGCACCAGUCAUGUAUGCAUGCUUCUAGGAAAAUUUAAUAUACUUAGUUGAAACAUUGUUUUAGGUUGAAUGCAUAAUCUACUUGAAAAUGUAUAUUGUGUGGUUACUGCCAGGUGAAAUAUGUGCAAGUACAUUCUUAUUUUGUAUUUUUAAACAAUUUGAUCUCUUGGCUGAAAUUUAAAAUGGUUGCCAUAUCUGCUCUGCUGUCAAGUGGAGCAUAGUUAACUAUCAGUACCGAAUGGAUAUGGAUGAUCUGCUUAUAUUUUGAUGAACUAUUGCACAUGGACAUAUUUUUAAUCUAUUUUUUGUCUUAUGUUUUUUUUCUUACUCAAAAGACGGUGUAACGACCAGAUUGUGUCCUCCAUGAGGAAGUUUGUAGCCCACUUUUUAAAAGUUAAAUUUCUUUAAUUUGGUGGGACUCGUGAUUUUGGUGUAUGUAUGCAGUGAAAUUGGUUGUGCAUCUCUGGAUUGUCAGUAUUGUCAGGUGUCUAUGCCACUGAAUGGCAAUUCAGGGUCAACGCUGCAAGAGAUGACUUUGCACUAUAUGUACAAUUAUCCACAAUGCAAGGUAUUUCCUCCACUUUCCCUGUAUCCUGGUUGGCCAUUCCAACAUGAUGAAUCACCACUGCAAUUCAUCUUUCUAUAGUAGAGUACAUGACCAAUAGUGGCUGGCCAGAAUCUCAUUAAAGUAACAUGUUAUUUUUUCAGCUGAACUAUUGAUGAAUUUAUAAGACUCGAAGUAAAUUAAAAUGGUUAAGAAUAAAGAAUAAAAGAUAUGUGACAGAAGCAACAAUAUUAUGCAGCAAUUCACAAGGUUAAGAAUUAAUAAAUGGCUAAACUAUAUUAAGUCUAGAUUUGAUAACACAUAAAAUGGUUUACAUGAAACAUCUGCACAUUAACAGUAAUUACAGAAUUUUGGUAAUGUUUACUUGAUAUAAUACUAAAACAGUGAAAUGGCAUCCUGACAACGUGUAUUUUCUUAUGGGCAGCCUUAAUAAAAAUCUAUAUUUUGUAAGA